AUGUACUCUCCGCCAUCCUAUUACAUCCAGGUCCCGCGACAGACCCCGAAUAAGCGGUUUCGACGCGUCGCCUUGAUCACGGGCCUUCUCGCCCUGCUGCUCAUCAAACUCAUGUUCACCCUCUCCCAGGACCGGCCCCACCAUGCGCCGUUCGAGACGCCAGCCUCCGACUUGAUCGUCCACGGUGAACCGGUCAAGUUCCUGCCGGUGCCCCAAUACCCACUGGCGCCCUUUCCCGAAUCGCCAAUGCACUCGUUGCUGGAUGAGCAGAAGCCCCCGUCACCCUGGCUCGUGACCGUCAUCAGCCCGGCCACCGACGCGGCCCGUCGCAUGCUCAUACGCUCGACCUGGAUGCACCUGUACCGCGACGUGCCCUUUGACGCGCGCUUCGUCAUCUCGAACCCGGGCCCCCAGUGGAUGGAGAACAUUCGCAUUGAGAACCGAACCUUUGGCGACAUGAUUGUGCUUGACCACAUCCCCGAGGAUGAUGUGACCGCCAAUACCAUCAAAACCAUUGAGCUGUACAAGUGGCUCAUUGCGCGGGGACACCACUACGAAUUCGUGUCGAAGAUGGACACGGACCUGUGGUUCAACGCACGGGGAUUCUGGGAGCGAUACCUGACGCCCCUGCUCCGGGACGACGACGCGGGGCGGCCUAGGGCGCUCGUCGAGCGCACCAUCAUCGGCGAGCUGUAUUUCUCCAAGCGACACGACCUCGUCUUCCCGCACGGCGCCAUGUACACGGCCACCUGGGACAUGGUGGAGCUCCUGUCUAAGCUGCAGGACGAGCACAACGUGAUCACCGGAGAGGACAUGGCGGUAGCCAUGCUCAUGCUCCGGGGCCGCGAGGUGGCCAACAUGAUCAACUUCAAGGGCACGGAAAAGUUCGACUACGACGACGGCGACUCGAGAGGCGACGGGACGGCGUGGGCCCGCCGGCGGACGCACCCCAAUGCGACGCAGCACGCCAUUGCCGGCCAGGACGCGCUCGCCGUGCACCAGCUCAAGGACGAGAAGCUGUUCCUCAAGGUGGCCGACUGCUUCGACGAGCGCGGGGUGCGGCAGGCCCCGACGUCGGGGCCCGAGCGAGAGCCUCCGUUCCGCGUGCGGUGGUGGGACCUGAUGAUGCGCUUCAAGCUGGUGACGACGUGGAGUUCGCGAUUUGACAUGAUACCCGACUCGUUGUGGAAGAUGGACAACGGGAGCUGGAUUUGUGAUGAUAUUUGGCGUUUGGGCCGGUCUAGAACGGGAUACCUAGAGGAACAGUCCAUUUAA
This is a messenger RNA of Emericellopsis atlantica, 1275 nucleotides long. RefSeq lists its product as uncharacterized. Gene Ontology annotation, molecular function: hexosyltransferase activity. Gene Ontology annotation, cellular component: membrane. The transcript has a single exon. The coding region runs from base 1 to 1275 and encodes 424 amino acids. NCBI's taxonomy places the organism in Eukaryota, Fungi, Ascomycota, Sordariomycetes, Hypocreales, Bionectriaceae. The record is from RefSeq and is a predicted model, not a curated record.